Fonsecaea multimorphosa CBS 102226 is the source of this 966-nucleotide messenger RNA. RefSeq lists its product as uncharacterized. The transcript has 2 exons. Gene Ontology annotation, biological process: carbohydrate metabolic process. Gene Ontology annotation, molecular function: carbohydrate binding; isomerase activity. Bases 1 to 966 code for a protein of 321 amino acids. NCBI's taxonomy places the organism in Eukaryota, Fungi, Ascomycota, Eurotiomycetes, Chaetothyriales, Herpotrichiellaceae. The record is from RefSeq and is a predicted model, not a curated record.
AUGGAACGCAAACACAAGCCCACCUCCAUCCCCGUCUCCCCCCAAAUGGCCCAACCCAUCGUUGACCUCUCGGACAAUGUGCUCACGGCUCGGCUACCCAGCGGUGACUCUGUGACCGUCUACCUGUACGGGGCGACCGUCACGUCAUGGAAGACCUCCAAUGGCGCAGAACAGCUCUUCCUCUCCUCGGCCGCGGCGCUGGACGGUUCAAAACCCAUCCGCGGCGGCAUCCCACUCGUCUUCCCCGUCUUCGGCCCUCCCCCGAAAUCCCACGCGACGGGACAGCUGCCUCAACACGGGUUUGCGAGGAACAACUACUGGGAAUUCCUGGGCAAGAGCAGCAGUGAGUCUCUGGGACGCAAGGCGGACGACAGUGUCAAAUUGGACUUUGGGUUGAGUUCGGCCAUGCUGGACGAAAGUGUGCGAAAGAAGUGGCCCUACGACUUCGGCCUGGUGUACAGCGUGACCCUGGGCAAGGGCAAACUGGAGUGCCAGAUGCAUGUGCAGAACAAGGGAGACCAGUCGUUUGAGUUCCAGUGUUUGUUCCACACAUACCUGGCCGUCAAGGACAUCCACAAAACCGCCGUCCGAGGCCUGCAAUCCUCACCGUACGUCGACAAAGUCCGCUCCGCGCAGACCUUCACCGAAGAAUCCUCCUCGGUCACCUUCACCGGCGAGACCGACCGGGUCUACACUCCCCCCACGGAUGCCAAAGACAACACCAAGCUUGUUCCCCUGACCGUGACCGAGAACGGCAAGGACACCUUCGUGGUCACGCGGGACGCCUUGCCGGAUGUGACGGUGUGGAACGGGUGGGCGGACAAGAUCAAAGGAAUGGGCGACUUUGAGCCCAAGGACGGGUGGGAGAGAUAUCUCUGCAUCGAGCCCGGCGUUGUGAGCUCGUGGACGAAGCUUGAGGCCGGUGAUGCGUGGGAAGGGGCAUGCUCGUUUGAGAGCAAACUCUAG